This is a messenger RNA of Haplochromis burtoni (Burton's mouthbrooder), 7739 nucleotides long. RefSeq lists its product as uncharacterized. The transcript is spliced from 11 exons. Gene Ontology annotation, cellular component: cytoskeleton. Bases 815 to 2476 code for a protein of 553 amino acids. Gene Ontology annotation, molecular function: Arp2/3 complex binding; protein kinase A regulatory subunit binding; actin binding. Lineage: Eukaryota; Metazoa; Chordata; Actinopteri; Cichliformes; Cichlidae. The record is from RefSeq and is a predicted model, not a curated record. Gene Ontology annotation, biological process: positive regulation of Arp2/3 complex-mediated actin nucleation; actin cytoskeleton organization.
CAUUUCACACCUGAGCCUCAAUUCUCGCGGCCCGGCACCAAACGACUCACGGACCGGUUCCCCAGUCAGUCGUCUCUCAUGUCUUUUUGGCACUAAUUUAUUCUUAAGAGGCUUUAAGGUUGUUCAUACUGUGUGAUAACUUAGUUCUUCAUUAAGUCCCAUAUCAUAACUAUGUGCAAUAGUGAAGCAAAAACAGAACUUUUCAUAUGAUGAUAUAGCGUUACUUUCUGUUAUUGUUACUUUCUGUUACUGUUACUUCCUGUUAGUAACUGUAAUAGACUUACACAUUUUUUAAAUUACAUUGACUCCCAUAUAUCUGGGUUUUUCCCAUUUCACUCGGCACAAAGACGUCUGGCUUUCUUCAUCAUACAGGACAGGAUCUGCAGUAUAUGUAGCUCUUCUUUGUGACAUGCCCUGACUUCCUGUCUGUUCUCUCCUCUUUCAUAUUCAGCUCGUCUCUCCUUCUGUCACUCCGUCUUUCUCUCGUUGCUUCUCUGACCACGGUUGCUGCUCGUUAGCACCAUUUAAAAACUUCUUUCUGGCUCAUUGGGCUCUUGGCUCAUUCCAGCAGCACUGACAUUAAGCAGCGUGAUGAGUGACUGUGCCCCGCGGCAGACAUGACACCUCCGUUUCCAUCAGCAAUCACAGCUGAACAUCAACCCAUUUUUUUUCCUUAGCUUUCCUUCUUUCUUCCUUGUCUGCCAGGACGUGGCUGUGAUGUUAGCUGUGUUUCCCAAAGGGGGAUUUAAAUAAAGAGCAACAGCAUAUUGGCUGAUGUUAGAAGAUAUUCUGCAGACUACAGGUAUAGACCAGCAUGCCGUUGGUGAAGAGGAACAUUGAGCCCCGGCACUUGUGCCGUGGAGCGCUGCCAGAUGGGGUGACUAGUGAGCUGGAGUGCGUCACCAACACUACACUGGCAGCCAUCAUCAAGCAGCUGGGCAGUCUAAGUCGUCAUGCUGAGGACAUUUUCGGGGAACUGUUUAACGAAGCCAACAGCUUCUACCUGAGGAUGAGCAGCCUGCAGGAGAGGGUGGACCAGCUGGCUGUGAAAGUCACCCAGCUCGACUCCACUGUGGAGGAAGUUUCUCUGCAGGACAUCAACAUGAGAAAGGCCUUUAAGAGCAGUACCAUUCAGGACCAGCAGGUGGUGUCGAGGACCUCUGUGCCCAACCCUGUGGUGGAGAUGUACCACCGCUGCGACAAACCUCCACCACUUAAUAUUCUCACCCCCUAUAGGGAUGACAAGAAGGACGCCCUGAAGUUUUACACCGACCCCUCCUACUUCUUCAACCUGUGGAAGGAAAAGAUGCUGCAGGCCACUGAGGACAAGCGCAAAGAGAAGAGACGGCAGAAGGGCUGUCCGGCCCACCCUGACAGGCCCCACUCCAGACAGGCCCAACCCAGGAGCCCCCUGUCCAUCUCUGAGCAGCAGAGGCAGGUUGAAGACCCGAGCAGAGAAGUGAAGAAGGUGCGUAAAGCUCGUAACCGACGCCAGGAGUGGAACGUCCUGGCCUACGACAAAGAGUUCAGACCAGACGCCAGGCUCGCCCCCUCCCCUUACCACGGCAUGUCCUCUGAAGGCUCACUGUCCCCAGAUAGCAGAUCAAUGGCGUCCGACUCCUACCCAGCCAGCCCCAACCACCCCUCCACCCAGGCCUCCAGCACUGCCCACCCCGCCGACCACCACACCAGGGAUCACCUCAGUGCCGCGGCCCAGACGCAGUCACUGGAUCGGGGCCUGAGGCCGGCCAACCAGCCCCCGGGAGCAGGCGGUGCUGCGGCAACAGGUCGGCACGUGGCCUCCCUGGGCCGAACCCCCUCGGGACACGGCGUCCAGGCCGGAGGAGAUCCGACAGUCAACGGGCCGAGGCAGCAGUCGGUUAAGGACUACCGCGCCGCACACGGAGGGCAGCCCUCCACCAUCCCCGAGUACUACAUCCCGCCGGCCCCUCCCCCACCCCCACUAACCAUCCCUUCUGCCCAGACCGCCUUCGACUCCACCAACGCCCCGCCCUCCGCCACCUCCGCUGUCCCCCCGACCUCUUCCGCCCUCUCCCGUCCCUACUCACCCUCUCCUCCUCCUCCCCCAGCCAACUACGUGCCCUCCCCCUCCCACCCGCCUUCAGGCGCACCCCCGGCCGCCCCUCCUCCUCCUCCUCCGGGAGCCCCCGUGGGCCACCAGGCCCACCCGUCACCCCCGCACGCCGCUAUCGGUCAGUCAGCUGUGGACGGAGCACCCUCGACGAGGAAGUCCACCAUGCUGGGGAUGAUCCCCAUGAGCGACGCCCGCUCCGACCUGUUGGCGGCCAUACGUAGAGGUAUCCAGCUGAGGAAGGUGCAGGAGCAGAGGGAGCAGGAGGCAAAGAGGGAGCCCGUUGGUAACGACGUGGCCACGAUCCUGUCGCGUCGUAUCGCAGUGGAGUACAGCGAGUCCGACGACGACUCCGAGCUCGACGAGAACGAAUGGUCCGACUAAAAGAAGAAAAAACAAUAGAGAGAUGAAGCGGGGAGAGUUAAAGGGGGAGAAAUGUGAUGCUAAGUUGAAACUUAAGGGGUUUGGUUAGUUUUAAUGUUCAUCAUCAACUAAAAAAGUCUGAUUAAAAAAGAAUAUCAGUCAUACAUUUCUCACACACCUGUUUGUGAACUUAAACCAGAGAGGUUUUUGUGUCCAGCCACCCAGGGUGUAUGGCACAGUAACCACACACACUGUUUCAGCCCCACAUCUGCUUAUUUUUAACCUUUAACAACACUCAGUACUCAGCAGCUCCCCCUCCCCUACACGCUCUAUUAGCAAUAUUACAGGCUCUGUGUGCAGGUGGGCCCCUGGUGAGUAUGGGGGCGACGUGUUUACAAAACACAAGGUAUAUAGCACAAGACAAACUAAUUAUAGUGCAAUCUUAACUCCUCUACCAAAUGUUGAGAAAGGAUUUAUGGAAACGAGUAAGGAUAAUCAGGGAAAAUAAAGAAAAAUAGCUUAUUAGCAGAUAACUCGCUAGCUUUCUGGGUCAUGCCUGUUUAUGAAACACGCACACCUUCCUUUGGAGACACUGACCUUUUGAGAGUUUGGCUCAUCUGAACCAGCGUGAGACAGCAGGAGCAGCAUUAUCUCUGUGUAGUGAGCUGUCAUGCAUGCUAACAGGAUGUGGCUAAUGUAGCUGUAGCUAACGGGAGAUAAAAGUGCUCUGCGGAGGGACGUACAGCUGGAGACGCUUGUCUGGAGAGCACCGUUAGUUUAUGAUUCAGUCACAUUGACACAUGCACUCAACAACCCUGCUUUUAUAUAGGAAUAUAACUAGUAUGCAACCAGCUGAGCUGAGUCUCCUAUUGCAAAGAGACGCGUUAUAGACGAGUUGUGCUCUCUGGUGUUUAGAAAUUAGAGGACAGUGAUUUGCAAACCUUUGCCAGUCAGUCUGAGAGUCAAGUGUUCGAGUCAGUCUGCGUUUGUUUGGAGACCGAUUGCCUCCCACCAGGCAACCUGUGCAGUCGAGGUGAAAGCCCAGAAGGUUGGCGGUGCAGCAUUUUGAAGCUCUGGACAACCAGUUAGUUGCUGUAUCUACUUGAAGUCUGUUGGUGAUUGCAAAAAAAAUUCAAUGCAAUUACCAGGUAACCACCUUUUUUUUCUUCUGAGGUUUUUACUCCAGUGUGACUGAGCCACUAGCGUACUAAGGAAAAACUAAUGGGGUUGGAUUAAGUUACAAAGGACGUAUGAAAUUACAUUUUUAAGAAAGCAUUUCAAAGCUACACAGCCAUAAACAAGUGCUAGUUAGCUGUUGGACGUACAUGCUGUACACUCUAUGAGCUUUGGGCCUACCGUUAGUUAGUGAGACCUUCCUGACUGUUACAAUGAUACAGGGAGAACGUGCAACAUCGACACGUAAAGUCACAGAAGAAGAAAGAUUAGGGGGUUUCCCAUCGAUUAAUGUACAACACGAGGUCUCCCCCUGCUGGUUGAAGAAAGACUCCAGCUUUCAUGUUGGCUUCACUUUUCAGACCAUUAGCUGGGGCCAUCUUUUAUAUACAGAUUAUGCUGGUGGGAUAUUUCUACAGUUGGGACAUGUAAACAAACCAGUUCCAGUGUUGUUGGGCCACCGAUGAGCAAAUAAUCUUAUUCUCAAAGCCAGAUAAUAUGCAUUAACAUAUUUGAGCCCUCUGGAAAAUGUUCCUCGACAUGAUUAUACAGCUCUUUUAAAGAGGUCCUAUUCAUAAUAUCAAACAAACACACGAUCAGCAGCAUUCAAAAUGCUCAGAGUAAUAUUUUAUGUCACAGGUGUGUUUAUGAGCUCGCAGUACGCUGGCGUUAGCUUACAGGCAGAAACUACACAGAGAAAUGUGGAAGCUGGCUCUCCAGGUACAAAAGUGAUUGGACAGCCAAACUCUCAAAAACAAAAAAAGGGGUUGGGUCAGUGCAUUUCCUAAAAACAUACCUUCUAACGUUAGAAUAGUGUGAUGAAACUGUGAUAAAAGACUCCACCCACCCAGGAUGAAGCUGGUGUGGGAAAACAAGCGCCAGCAGCCUCGUUCGAGUUUCCCUCUCAUUGAAUAAUUGAGCCCCAUCUGCCCAGUCUGAACAGUGACUAUCAUGAAAUUCGUUUUUGGUAUUUUUUGUAUUCGUUCAUAAAGUGAAGCCUGACAUUUCAGCCAGUGACUGUGUGCUGUGCUCUUGGUCUUAUUAUAAACGCUUCCACACUUAAACCACAGCUGGAGCAGCUCUCACAAAGCCCAAGGGUCAAAGGUCAUGUCCACUCCUUCACUCGACCCUGGGUCAGCACUGCUGUCUGUGGAGGCUUUGUGAACGCAGCCCCUGGACUAUAAAUACAUAAAUGUAAGAGGCUCGCGGCAGUAAUCUACAGUAUAUUCUCUCUUCUCUGUUUUCGGUAUAGGUUUGGCUAAUCCUCGGUAUGAGCUGGUUGGACUGUAGUGUUUUUAUAAUGUGCUUUUUCUUUUUUCAAACGUGCUGCAGUGAGUUGUUCAUUUUGAUUUAUUUUAGGCUUUUCUAACUGUCCAGGCCAGGAUGAAGGUACCAGAUAAAACAGGUAUAUCACAGAAGCCACGUAAAGGGUGAUCUUUUGUUAUUAUUGUUACCAGGUUGACCUUUAAACAUUAUCCUGCAAAGACAAAUUCUAAUAUUGGUUUUAGUUUUCUUUUCAGUUGAUUGAUUUCUUUGUUGUUGUUAAUGCUGCAACCUUUAAUUGCAAAGCAUUGUGGGAAGUGGAGUUCUACUCCUCCGUGUGCUAGCACUGCGGCAGAGAUAUUAACCCAACAGCGUUUCAGUCGGUUUUUAAUUUGUGAGGAAAACGUGCGCUCUGAACAGUUUCUGAUAUUCAACGGUCCCACCUAACCAAAAAAAGUACAAGUGUACAUGUGGAAGAUUACAUUAAAACGUUUGCUCUACAACUUUUAGAUUUGAAAAGUUAAAGGUGAAAAUAGUUUUUUCAGGCUGUUAAGAAGGAAAGUGAUUCAUGAAUCAAGGUGCAUAAUUGUGGAUUCAUGGUUAGAAUUAAGCUGUAUGGUGCAAAAAUCUUGAGUCACCUCAUUUUUUUUAAAUAUUUGCUUCCAGGCAGCGUGGCUUUCUUGUAAAUUUUGAGUAACAGUUCUCCAGACUUUGUGAAGGUCUUUCAGAAUUUUCUUUGACAUUGGCUGCUUGUUCACUCAUUUUCAGAGACUUAACACUGACCUAUGACUCAUUCAAGGAUAACUUUACAGAUAAUUUUAAAUUGUAUCUUUAGGUACUUUGUAACUAGCAACCUGUUGCAAAGUUUUAAUGGUUUUAAUUUUUCUUGCUGAAUCUAAGAAAAAUUGACAGAUAAAUAGUAUUUUUGUCUAAAAGUCAGAAAUAGGAAAAAAAUCCAACAAAGACCUGAAACAGACCUGAGAGAUGCAUCUGAACCUUCAGAUGAUCCGUCUACUGUUCACUGAAGCCUCAUUAGAAAUCAGUGGAAGUGGAAGGGUGGCUGUCAGGAAGGCUGAGGUAUGUCAAAUUACACAAGAACUGGACUGAACAGUGACAACAGGUCUGAUGGAGUGAUGUAAUAAGGUCAGAGUCUGCAGACAUCUGUAAAACACGGUGGAGGCUGUGUUACGGUUUGGAGCUGCAUCUCAGCCAGUGGUUUUUAGAGAUUGUGUCAAAAUUAAUGUGAAUUGUGAACACAGAAAAGUACCAUUGGUAAAUCAUUCAAUUGGCAGCAACUUAAUUUUUAACAUGACAAUGACCCCAAACACACUGCCAAUGCAGUAAAAUCAUAACUGGAUAGAAAAACACACUCAAUGAAACGCUAUCAGUCAUGAAUUGGUCUUCUCAGAGCUCAGAUCUCAAUAUUGUUGAAUUUGUGUGGGAUCAUCUAAAGACAGCCAACAUCCAAAGAGAGCUUUGAAUGUCCCUAAAGAAGCCUGGAGAACGACUCCUACUUAAAGAAAUUACAAGAAAUAUUGUCUAAGAGUUCAGGCUGUGCUGAAGAAUAAAGGUUGUCACACCAAAUAUUGACUUUUAAGUCUGUUAGAAUUAUACAAACUCAGCUUUUUCCUUAUAUGCUGUAUUUACAUGUAUGUUUGCAUGAAACUAAGGUACUGCACCUACUUCCAAAAUGCAAAAAGAUGAGGGAUGGAUCAGGACUUUUGCACAAUAUUGUAGUAGCCUGAAAAUAUGACAGUUUUGACUAGCCGGCCAUAUUUAGCUCAGAAAAAAAAGAGGGGGGGGGACGACAUCAGUGGACAUGUGGUGCUUGGUGGGACUCCACAUUUGUCUAAAUUGUACAUUACAGCUGUUUUCUUUAAUUGUACAAUCACUAACUUCAAUGUCUAAUUACUCUUGCACAUGUAAAGUGUUCAGCAGCAUUCGGCCUAAUCUCGACCUCCAUAUCUCCUGCUGUAAUAAUCUAAGUCUGUAUCUGAGACUGUUCAGACUGCUCAGUACUUUCACCUUUACCCGUGCAGGUUUAUUCCCAAUAACGACAUGAUUCUGAAAAAGGGACAGGGCUCAAAAGUAGCUUUAAUUUUUUUGUUCUUGUAUAUAAACUCAAUUAACUCAACAACUGCACUCUGCUGGAGAUUCACAACUGGACUAAAGGGCGGACAAUGAGUGGACAGGUUCUUGGUUUUCUCCCUGAAUGUUUAGAAUAAGAUUUAAGGAUUUGUGCCAAGGCCUGCGUUUAUAGACAUUAUUACUGAAGCAAAAAAAGCACAUAUGAAGAGAUAGAGAGUGGAUUUGCAACAGACCUGGCCAAUAUUUACCUAGAAUUUAAAAAAAAAAAAAGGAAGAAGGUUGUAUCGUAAUGGAGGAUGCAAAAACCUAGAGAAAAGUGGUCUGAUUGUUCUGAUUGUUUAUUCUAUGGUCGUGUUGUUGUGCUGGAGCCAUAGAUAUACUCAGUCAUGAAAUUUGCCCGGAGUAGCUGGUGACCCUGCAGCUUCUAAGAAUGUAAAGCUGUGACUUUGACGAUUUUGCUACUUCCCGUAUUGUUUGAUGUGCUGACAGCUUUUCCGGUCCUGGCAACAAAAGCAGAGACCUCGCAUAUCAAGCGUACCUUGUGUAUCUAUGGCUACUGGCUUCUAAGAAAACUUUGUUAUGUGUUGAAAAUGUGAAAAACGAACUAUGUUGUAAAGACUUCUUUUGGUAAGGCAGCCUGUAAAGUAAAAUUGGGGUAAUAUAACCUAGACAAUGAAACUAAAUGAAACUGUGUACUGCACACUAAAAUCAACUGUAAGCAAGUAUGCAUGUAACUAUAGCUAAUAAAUGGUGAACAAAA